ACAUUUCGGAGACUUGUCCACGGAUACUUAUACCCACAGCUCGAGCGAAAUACUCAAUGGGCAACACAUUAACCAACUUACUCCAAGAAACACAAACACACCACCUGUAUUAAUUCUACCAUCUUUCAAAAUGGCAAGCCUCGCAGCCGCCGAAGGCCUCUCUCUAGUGUUCAAGGGCAUCAGCGAGUUUGAGAAAGGAUUCCUCCUAGCCUCCCGUGGAGUUAUACGAGGUCUGAUAAACCCGCUACUCUCACAGAUGGACCUGGCAGAGACCACGACGCCCGUGAAUGUACUCGAUAGUGCCUGCGGGACUGCCGUCUUUACGCAGGAAAUCCAAGACACCCUUCCCAAGACGGUGCUUGCAAAAAGCACGUUUUUGUGUACAGACAGCUCCGAGCAAAUGGUUAAUAUCGUCAAAAAGAGAAUUGAUGGGGAGGGAUGGAUCAACGUAAAGACUGCAGUCUUGGAUGCGAAGAACACUGAGCUUCCAGAAAAUUCGUUCAGCCACGUUGGAAUUGGACUGGCUCUUCAUCUCAUUCCAGGCCCAGAUGCAGUCCUAGCGGACUGCAAGCGGAUCCUCAAGCCUGGGGGCAUGUUUGGCGCGACGACCUUUCACAGUGAUAACAAAUUCUGGAUCCCAGACAUGCGCACAGCCUUUGCGUCGUUCCCAUUCGACGCGCACUUCCCCGAGGUAGUCAAGAUACAGAUGCACUCAGACGGCGACUGGACGGAUCCGACGUGGGUCGAGGACCACCUUCGGGACCAGGGAUUCGCCGACGUCCAGGUUAAGCUGAACCCGGGCACAUACCACCUGAGGGACGCGGAUGAGUUUGUCACGACGUUCGGGACCAUGAUAGGGUGGUUGACGAAUACCUGGUGGGACGAGGAGACGCGCAAGGCGCACCCGGCGGAAGAGGUGAAGGCGUUGUUGAAGAGCCACCUGGAGGAGAAGUACCAGGGUAAGGGAUGGGAUAUUAAUUAUCUGGUGAUUUGCAUGACGGGAAGAGUUGAGAAGUAGGGAGGUGUUAGAUACGAGAGACGUGGGUGGUAAAGUCGCGUGGAGAAGGAAUGGAGAGUCCGGGUGUUGGCGCGGUCUGAGACAGUCAGCGUCAACAAAGAGGAAUUCCACAUUGAGUUCGCCCUGCCAGAGGGAAGAAAAAGCGAGACGCCUUAUCUUCUUCGUCGAGGGCAAAGGAAACGCAAAAUGUCAAGCAUGCUUCGGGUUCCUUGAACUUAUUGUACAGGCUGCUCCGGUGCGAUAGGAGAUGAUUGUUACAGAGGAAUUCUCCAAGAGUCCCUUAGUAGAUAUUCGAAAAAUAAAUAAAUAAU
Molecule: messenger RNA, 1329 nt
Organism: Ilyonectria robusta
Lineage: Eukaryota; Fungi; Ascomycota; Sordariomycetes; Hypocreales; Nectriaceae
Product: S-adenosyl-L-methionine-dependent methyltransferase
Exons: 3
Coding region: 131-1018 (295 amino acids)
Source: RefSeq, a predicted model, not a curated record